Messenger RNA from Juglans microcarpa x Juglans regia, 1620 nucleotides. RefSeq lists its product as uncharacterized. The transcript is spliced from 5 exons. Gene Ontology annotation, biological process: Golgi vesicle transport. The record is from RefSeq and is a predicted model, not a curated record. Bases 182 to 1219 code for a protein of 345 amino acids. Lineage: Eukaryota; Viridiplantae; Streptophyta; Magnoliopsida; Fagales; Juglandaceae. Gene Ontology annotation, cellular component: membrane.
UGCUCUCGUCCCUUGAGAACACUAUUAUUCUUGCUUUCCCCAUCUUCGGAGCGCUGACUCCACGAAAUCUUGCUCUCUCCCUCUCUUUUUGUUUUUCUCUUUCAGAUUCUGUUCAUCGGAAUAUAAUCUCCAUCCAUCGAUCUGCUUCGUAGCGGGGUAUUUUUUUUUUUUGAAUUUUCAAAUGGCUUCGAGUUUUGAUCGGUGGGAGAAAGAUCCUUUCUUCUCUGCCGCCGAUGAAGUUCAAGAAUCGGCCGACAGGAUGGAAUCUACGUAUAGAACAUGGAUUCAUGCAGAGAAAGACGCAUCUAGCAUGUGGGAUUCCGAAGAACUCCGCCGGGAUCUUCAUACCGCCCUUGGCACUACCAAAUGGCAGUUAGAAGAGUUUGAACGGGCUGUCCGGUCCAGUUACGGGAAAAACUCAAGUGAUGAUGCAAGAGGCCGGCACCAUGAGUUUAUUAUCGCAAUUGAAGACCAGAUUUCAAAAAUUGAAAAUUCCUUGAGGGUAUCCAAUCUUUCAGAGAGCAAGGCAUCAUUGCCUUGGGUACGAUUAGAUGAAGGUGAACGCAAUGAACUUGCAUUGUUUCUUUCAGGACCGUCAACGUUUGUAGACAAAACCACUGUAAAAAGUACUACUCAAAAGGAUAUUGAGAAUCCGCAAGUGACAGAUAAUGGUUCAGCACAUGAUUGUUCAAAGAACUCACAGGAUUCAGCUGAGUGGGAUUCUGUGGAGGCUAGGGAAGAAAAAUCAUAUGGGCAUAGGAGAACUGCUAGUGCUAGUGCUGACAUUGGUGCUUGGAAGAUUGUGGUUCCCGAUGACGAAUGCCAACAGAGUUCUUCUAAUGGGCAGACUGUAUUACCUUUUCGAAAGAUACCCAGUUUGUCAGGAUUUCUAAGUUCCGUGGAAUAUGCUUCCAAGUUGAAGUGGUCAAAGAAUGGUUUCAGGAAGUGGAAGGCAAUGGAUCGCCAACAAGAAGCUGAUACUGCAUUUUUGCAAUCUCCGCAGUUGUCCAGGGGCAUUAAUGUGUGCUAUGAAAGAAGUAAGAGUUGCCUGGAUGGUUGCGACGAUUGUUAUGAUAAGCAACUUUAUGGCUGGUAUGGAGCUAUUCAGAGACAGCUUCAAAGAUCUCAGUACCAGAUGCAAUAUAGUCGGCCUGUUCAAGUGAUUUUUUGGAUUGCUCUUCUCGUCUUUUUGAUUGUUAUAAUAUCAUGUGCGCUGUAGAAGGGAUCCAUUGAUGUUCUCCAUCUGGAAUUUAGUAGUGGAUGGUAGAGGAUCUCGGGGAAUUUGAAUGAAUGCACAUUGUUUGGCUGUCACUGGAGUUCAAUGAAAGGUAGGUCUUGUCAUUCUUUCUCACAUAAUGCCACGUUUUAAGCCUGUAAGCUUUUGGGUGAUUACAUCAGAGUGACACCCCACCACCCACCCCUCCCCGCUCUUUGUUUAUGCUUUUUAUUUGUUCUCUCCAAUUUCUUAUGAUGGUUAAACUCUGUCAUAAGAGGCAAGGAGAGGGCAAAAGAAAGUUGGCUUAGGGUUGUAAUUCAGAAUAUGUUAAUUAGCCUUUUGCUUCUGAAGAUGUAAAAUAUAUAAAUUUUUUUAGUGGAAUUUCAUUUGAAUUUCUAGCUGCC